Aspergillus costaricaensis CBS 115574 is the source of this 1570-nucleotide messenger RNA. Its product is annotated as alpha-mannosyltransferase. Bases 116 to 1570 code for a protein of 484 amino acids. Gene Ontology annotation, biological process: mannan biosynthetic process. Gene Ontology annotation, molecular function: alpha-1,2-mannosyltransferase activity. The transcript has 4 exons. NCBI's taxonomy places the organism in Eukaryota, Fungi, Ascomycota, Eurotiomycetes, Eurotiales, Aspergillaceae. Gene Ontology annotation, cellular component: Golgi apparatus. The record is from RefSeq and is a predicted model, not a curated record.
UUCACACUGCGCCGUACCACCUACAAUCCCAUUGUCGGACAACACAAAACUACCUCAACGCAUCCCAAUUUCCAGCCAAGACAUGACUCCUGGAGAGACUCAUUGAUACACAAAUAUGGCUGCGUUCCGAGCGCAACUCCGACGACGGAGCAUGUUCAUCACCCUUGGGCUGGUAGCCAUCUUCGUCUGGACACUCGCAUCUUGUCGGUCGCAGAACACCAAGAGAUCUACCAGCCAUGAGCAGUUCUGGGCCGAUUUUCAUCCUAUGCUUGUGGCCUCCGAGCCAUACGCCAAUUCUCCGACGAGGAUCAGGAAUGCCGAAUCUGUGGGCUUCGACCCAAAAAACACAGAUCCGCUGCCCGACUUCCUUCGCCUUUCCAAAGAAGAUGUAUCAGCUCUGAGGAUGGCGCACAGCAAAUUCCUCGAUAUGUUAUUGCAGAAUCCACCGAGACUACACUACCAAGCGCACACUCGCGGUCUUGUCUCGACCGCUGGCGGCUCUUACCUCCCCGUCCUUGUUAUCUCCCUGCGAAUGCUUCGCCGGAGUGGUUCAACCCUUCCCAUGGAAGUCUUCCUCGCCAGCUGGGAUGAGUACGAUGGCUAUGUCUGCCAGAUUGUUCUUCCUUCCCUCAACGCGCAAUGUGUGGUUCUGUCCGAGAUUCUUGACGCUGUUAGCGACAGCAAGUCCUCCAUUGAAAAAUACCAAUACAAAGUCUUCGCGAUGAUGUUCUCCUCCUUCGAGGAGAUUCUCUUCCUAGACGCAGAUGCAUUUGCUCUUGAGGACCCGGAAGUGUUAUUCAGGACUGAACCCUUCAUCUCAAAGGGUCUAGUCACUUGGCCGGACUUCUGGCGACCAACCACAUCACCGCUAUACUACGAGAUUGUAUCACAGGAUGAAACGGCCGGGAAGAACAAAGAACAGCAACAAAAUCCCGCUACAAUUCGCCAAUCCACCGAGUCCGGAGAAUUGCUGCUCUCCAAACGAACACACACGCGCACCCUCCUCCUCGCCGCCUACUACAACUUCUACGGCCCCAGCCACUACUACCCUCUCCUUUCACAAGGCGCAGCCGGCGAAGGAGACAAGGAGACCUUCAUCGCCGCAGCCAUCGCCCUCAACGAGCCCUUCUACCAAGUCAGCGAGCCCAUCCGCGCAGUGGGUAGAGGGACGCCCGAUGGCUUCGCAGGGUCCACCAUGGUCCAGUACAAUCCAAUAGAAGACUAUGCGUUGACCAAAAAAGGCGAGUGGCGCGUCCGGGGCGCAUCCGUACCACCCCCACAUCCAUUCUUUGUCCAUGUCAACUUUCCCAAGUUCAAUCCGGCUACCGUGUUUCAUGAUAACGGGCCGGUUGUGGAUGAGAACGGGAGAUAUACGCGGGCGUGGACGGCGCCGGAUGAUGUGGUGGAGGCAUUCGGGGGGAAGAAAACGGAGAAGGCGUAUUGGAGGGAGAUUUUGUGGACGGCAUGUGCGCUGGAGGUUGUCCAUGAAGUCUUGUGCUGGUUGCAAGAGCUACCUGUUUAUCUCGAUAAGAAACUUCUAUCAAGACUACUAAGUGAGCUCAUUGAAUAG